UAGUUUACUCAAUCAAUUUCAUGGACUUUCGACUUAGUAAUCCUACCAUAAAAAAAUAAUGAGAAAACUUGGAUUGCUUCUUGAAUUCGGGACGUAAAAAUAAAUUGGCAGAUGUAAUAGACGCCAAACGAAAAUGGUUACGCACGCCGAAAUUAUUAUUUUGUUAAAUAUAUUCAUGCAAGUCUACUCAACAGAAAAACUAUUUUCUCUGUUUCACCAGGAUGUCGCGAAGCGUUUUGAUAGAGUACGGAACGUGCACACUGAGAAAGUAGUAUGGAAUGAUUUAAGAAACAAAAAUGUCAAGUAUUUCAAAGAGGGUGUUGGAAAAGAAGAUUCUCCGAUGGGUUACUUUAUUCAUGUAAUUCCUAAGAACCAAUUAAACACCAGACGAUUGUUUGAAUACAACCGACAUGAAGGCGAGAGUGUGAUUGGUGUCCCAUCAAACGAGUGGCAUCUUCCCAACGCAGAGCCAAUCUUACCUGGCCACACGCUGAUAAGACCCACGCUAGGAAUGCUAAAGUCAGCAGUGACGUUCCCUCACGUAGAAAAUGAUAUCGGAAUUUACGGAAAUCCAAGUAAUUUAGGUAUUCGAUACGGUGGCAGAAGUGGUAGAAUACUCUACAGCAGCAAUAGAAGAAUGUUUUCAGAUUACCCCGAGGUGAAUCCCAGGCCUACUGAUUCGACGACAACACAUCCAAAAUCUAAAUUCUAUCUCGUACCUGUUAGUUUAGACUCGGUGAGGGACAGCAAAGCAAAGAAAUUGAUCAUUGGCAUAUUCAAUAAGAUAAAUCCUAAACGAAACUACCGGCACAGGUAAA
Molecule: messenger RNA, 818 nt
Organism: Cydia strobilella
Lineage: Eukaryota; Metazoa; Arthropoda; Insecta; Lepidoptera; Tortricidae
Exons: 9
Coding region: 134-817 (227 amino acids)
Source: RefSeq, a predicted model, not a curated record